AUGCCGAUCCCCGCGGGACGGCAGCGGGACAGCGGCAACAGGUGGAACGGGGAAACGGGAGAGAGGGGAAACGGGAGAGAGGGGAAACGGGAGAGAGGGGAAACGGAGAGCGGGGAAACGGGAGAGCGGGGAAACGGAGAGCGGGACGGGAGUAGGGGGAGCGGAACAGGAGGAGCGGAGCCGCAGGACGAGCGGGGGCGGCAGCGGGGUAACCGGAGGAGCGGAGCAAAGGGGCGAUCGGAACGGCAGGAGCAGCGGGGCCGGGAGCAGCGGAGCAACAGGCGGAGCGGGACCGGGAGCAGCGGGAUCGGGAGCAGCAGGGCUGGGGGAAGCGGGACCGGGGGGAGUGAGACCGGGGGAAGCGGAACCGGGAGCAGCGGGGCGCGCAGCGAUCGGCGGAGCCGGGAGCAGCGGGACCGGGGGAAGCGGGACCGGGGGAAGCGGGACCUGGAGCAGCGAUCGGCGGGGCCGGGAGCGGCGGGCCAGGGGGAAGCGGGGCCGGGAGCGGACCUGCGGCGGGCCGGGAGCGGCGCGGGGCCGCGGGACUACGCGUCCCGGCAGGCAGCGGAGCGGGGCGGAAGGGGCAGGACCGGGACCGGGGCCGGAGCCCGGGGCCGAGGGGGGGUGAAUGGGGCCGGGAAGGGCGGGGGGAGCGCGGGCGGGGGGAGCGCGGGCGGGUGUGGUGGGUGUAACGGGGUGUGA
Messenger RNA from Melozone crissalis (California towhee), 702 nucleotides. Its product is annotated as keratin, type I cytoskeletal 9-like. Bases 1 to 702 code for a protein of 233 amino acids. The transcript is spliced from 2 exons. The record is from RefSeq and is a predicted model, not a curated record. Lineage: Eukaryota; Metazoa; Chordata; Aves; Passeriformes; Passerellidae.